AUGAAGACUAAAGUCAUCGCUGGCUUUCCAAACGACGCGGUUGACAAAAUUGAAAUCCACAAGGGUGUCAGAAAGAUUUUCGAUCCGGAGUAUGAAGAUUCCGCGGAAGAAGAUGCUUCCAUCGGUGACAAAGAUAAUGGCUUGGAUUCAGAUGAGACCGAUGACGACAGCGAAAUUAACAAUAAGACAGACGACGAUGCUGAUGAUGAUGAUGAGGAUGAGGCAUCCGAGGAAUCCGUCAUUAUAGUUGAAAGCACUCGGCCGACAGACAAUGAAUCUGGUGGUAGUCGAUCCGGCAGAGGUCACCUCGCUGAGACUCGCACCAUCACUGAUGAAACAGUCUCCGAAUUGACAGGAAACACAGGUGAUGAAUCUGACCCGGAAUUAGCGUCUCCGCCAAGAAAGAAAAGACGCUCUCAACGGGUAUCAAUUGAUGAACAAGCUACCAAAAUGGACAUGGAUGGAACGGACCCAAGCAUAUGUUCCCGACCCAGUGGAAAGCGGCUGCAUCCGGCGACAAGGUCUACUAAACCUGCUAUCGAGGCCUACAAGGAACGCUCCCGGAGCUAA
Molecule: messenger RNA, 570 nt
Organism: Cylindrotheca closterium
Lineage: Eukaryota; Bacillariophyta; Bacillariophyceae; Bacillariales; Bacillariaceae
Source: the annotation of a GenBank genome assembly